Molecule: messenger RNA, 1847 nt
Organism: Schizosaccharomyces cryophilus OY26
Lineage: Eukaryota; Fungi; Ascomycota; Schizosaccharomycetes; Schizosaccharomycetales; Schizosaccharomycetaceae
Product: endosomal sorting protein
Exons: 5
Coding region: 123-1373 (416 amino acids)
Biological process (GO): late endosome to vacuole transport via multivesicular body sorting pathway
Cellular component (GO): multivesicular body
Source: RefSeq, a predicted model, not a curated record
GCUACAUUCAAUUGCAAUUCAACAAAAAUAGAUCGUCACGGUGAUUUACAGGUGUAAAAGAGUAUUUAUUCAAAUUUUUAAAACAGUUGAUAUUAUUAUUCACGAAUUGUCCAUUUAAAAAAAUGAGUAUAAUUGAGUUAGCAACAAUACCUAAAGAAUUAUCUUCGAUUCAAAGCUUUAUUCAAAGAUUCAAUGAGCUAAACAGGUAUAAUCCUGUCAUUGCUUACUGGUGCUUGUAUUGGGGAACUCAGGUGGGCUUAUCGAGCUCUACUGGAUUAACAAAUGCUUGUCGGGACUUUUUAUUGCGUUUAGUUGAACGUUUAGAAGAGUUACGGAAAGAGUUGGGUGAAAACGAAAACGUUAACGAUGAAGAAAGCGCAAAGGCUUAUGUAAACUCAUUUGCCAUGGAGGUGUUGCUACAAGCGGAAGAAAAGAGUAAGCUCAGUAUGCCGGAUGUCCUGGCAUAUUUAGCAGCUAAAGACUUUUUUGAAAUCUUAAAGGUUUGGGGACCUUUGGACGAACAGGCACAAAAAUACAUCAAGUUUUGUAAGCUACGCGCAGUAGGGAUUUCGAAGACAAAGUCUUCUACGCAAAAAGAGCCCACAAAUUUGGAGAAGGAUGAAGAAAUUCUAAAGAGAGAUGAAGGAAAACAAAUGGAAUCCUCCUCGACCUUUCUCCCCAAGCCCACGCCAGCACGACAGACUUCUGGACGACUUGCUAAACAUGAAACGGAUGUAUCACCAGGAAAAGAAACAGGGGUGAAACCCUCUAGCUCCCAUCUGGAUGAGACUUCAGGUUUAUCCUCAACAAUGACGGGUCGUCCUCCUUCUAUUGCUCCUUUGGAACAAGAAGCUUUACAGAACGACUCUGCCAACUCGAAGGACGCUAUUGAAUCUUUUGACCUUCCUCGCCUGCAAAAUUCGUUGUCAAAAUUAACACCGACAAGAUUCGAUGAGGACGUAAUCCCUAGUGAACCAACAACAAGACGCAGCUUUCAUGGUCAUGAAGAACAACGCACAAAAGUAUCACCUCCUGUCGAUACCGAACUCCAAAAGAAAAUGUCGGAUAUACAAAAGGAAUCCGCAGAUACAGAUCAUUCGGAGGUUUUCGAUGAAGCGACAACAGCUGUCUCAGGCUCACCUGUUUUCCCCAUAAGUCAAAUGACUCCUCGAUCCUCAAUGGCUUCCUCCACUCUUCCGGGGACUGCCUCUGGAACUCCCGCGGCUCGUUUCGGUUUUAGCGGGUUUGAUCAUCUUGACCGCGUCGAGGCGGCACGAGGUCAUGCGCGAUAUGCUUACAGUGCGUUGGACUACGACGACACGGCAACGGCGAUUUUCCACUUAAAAAGUGCGCUAGGAUUACUCGAACAAUAAGUGCGGGUGUGAGACACGCGACUCAAAUAUCUGGCCCAUUUCCUUCCCCAAUGGGGGAGUGUUGAGUUUAAACUUUAAUUUUUUUUUUUCGGAUACAUCCGAGAUUUUUUCAAUUCUAUAUUUGCUUUCCAUGAAGAUGAGCGCAUAAUUAUGAAGUCCAUAGCAUUGUCUCCACUUUUUGUAAACAAUCGCUGCUAUGAACGAAUGGGAUCCUUUCGAGUUUCAGAGAAUUAAAGUGUGCGGGUCCCGCAAAUUAUGUCAGCCUUUUCACUGUUUAGCUCCGCAAGGAAACUUAGAGCUUAUUUUCUGGUCUCGCCGCCUCUUUUUAUUGACUUUUGAACAUGACGUUAUAAGAGUCUACGAUUCACGAAUGUUUAAGAUUUUAUUUCGGGCCUAUCUGGUUUAAUUUGUUGAACUUUAGUCCUUUUCAAAAGAGGGAUUCUUGUGUCAUCACACAGUCUUCCACUAUAUUUG